Juglans microcarpa x Juglans regia is the source of this 1199-nucleotide messenger RNA. Its product is annotated as zinc finger protein CONSTANS-LIKE 16-like. Gene Ontology annotation, cellular component: nucleus. The transcript is spliced from 3 exons. The record is from RefSeq and is a predicted model, not a curated record. Gene Ontology annotation, molecular function: protein binding. Gene Ontology annotation, biological process: regulation of DNA-templated transcription. The coding region runs from base 111 to 767 and encodes 218 amino acids. NCBI's taxonomy places the organism in Eukaryota, Viridiplantae, Streptophyta, Magnoliopsida, Fagales, Juglandaceae.
UCAAGCUACCCUCAUUUGGCUACAUUCAGAUUCGUAUGCAUGCAUAACACAAGAAGCAAAAGUACUGUCUGAGAGGGAGAGAGGGAGAGGGAGAGAUAAGAAGAACAAAGAUGGGUUACCAUUCGUUCUUGAGAAGUCCAAAGAAAGAAGAACAGGAAGUGCCAGAAACUGUCCUAACUGAAUUUUCCGACACAAAGGAUGCUUUUUAUGCCGAUGAAGAACUCGACAUCAUGGAUGAACUGGAGGGUAUUUGGGGCAUUGAAGCCGACGAAAAAUUACCACAGAACAGCAAGAAGUAUGGUCAACUCAACUGGGAUUUCAUGGAUUGGGAAGAAUUUCCAUUUAGAGAAGGCCGUACUGAAGAACAAGAUCAUCAGCAGAAAGUGUUUGAAGAAGAAAGCUACGGUACAACUGGCAAGGUUAUAAAGAAGGAGAAUCUUGGGCUUUUGGAGGAUGAUGAUCAUGAUGAUGAGAAGAAGGCAUCAUUGAAUUUGAACUUGAAUUAUGAAGAUGUCUUAGAUGCUUGGUCCGACCGGGGGUCUCUUUGGGCUGAUGAUUAUUCUCCUUCCAUGGCAAGCAAUGGCUAUUAUACGAGAGAGGUGCCUGUGAUGGAAGAGGAGAGAACAAGAAGGGAAGCAAGAGUUCUAAGGUACAAGGAGAAACGCCAGACCAGGUUGUUCUCAAAGAAGAUAAGAUACCAAGUUCGCAAACUCAAUGCAGAUAAAAGGCCUAGACUCAAGGGUCGGUUUGUGAAGAGAGUUUCUUGACAAUAUAAUUAGAUGCUCGAACUUGGACGAAGAAAUAUCUCUCAAAAUAUCUCUAUAAAUAUUGAAUCUUUUCUAGAAUAUCCUUUUUAGUAAUUGCAUCUGUUGAAAAUAUCUCCACUCAGCAGACUUUCUGUGCACAUGUUAUGGAACUUUAUAUGGUGGACUUGAAAGGCCCUAUCAUGCCAAAUUGACAGACCCCAUUAGUUAAUAUCAUGGUCCAUCUCCAUCCCAGCUCUCAGAUCAUGAACCGUAUGACAAGAUUUUGAUCUUCAGCAAUCCAACGGUCAGCAUUCAGAGGGAUAUAUAUAUAUAUAUAUUAAUGUGUAUAUAAGGGGGUAUGUAUAAUAUUGUAUUCAGCAUAUUAUACAGUACUGGUCCCCAUGAUCGAUCCAUCUCCAUCACCAUUUUUAUCUUGUUCUUUUUUCCUGGUUU